UUUUUGCUCCGAAGUCCACGCGCCUCCUAGCCUCGCCAGUCGCCCCGAUCAUUCUGUGUUGGAUUACCCUAACAACUCGUCGGCCAUCUUGGAUUCUUGAUUAUGUGCUUGAGUUGAUUCAGUGGGUUCACUUCUUUGUUAGGGUUACUGCUAUCACAUGCGUGCUAGUCACCAACAAACGAAAAUGGGUUUCUGUGGCAGUAGUGAUACUGAUAGUAUAACCACGUCAACCGACAGGAACGAAGUUGUAGGUGUUAAUUUUGAUGAUACUCUGCCUUUUGACAGUCAAUUAUCACCGUCUUCGGUCUCUGGUGUGAACGAUGAUAUCGGGAUGGAUAAUGACUGGCGAUAUCUUGAAAACACCGUUCCUUUUGAUGAUGACGCUCCGGUUUAUGAUGAUGCAUUAGAAACCCAACCGGUAGAUCUUGCUGGUGAAACUCAAGUCUUGAGUAUUGCUGGUGAAACACAAGUUUUGGAUGACAUUGAUGACGAGGAGGAUAAUAACACCCAGUUAUUGGAUGUGGUGGAUGGAAAAGUUUCCAUUGACAGUCAUGGUGACAGAACAAAUGGAACUGGCAUUUUGGAGAACGUAAGAGAGCCCUCUUCUGAUUAUCGUCAAUGCAUAGCUGGGGCGCAAUCAGCAGAUUCCAAGCAGAUUUCAUGCGAACCUCGUAGUAGACCUGGUGAGAAGAAACUAUUGGAGAAGACUGAUCCCGUCAUCAAUCAACAGACCAGUUCAGGUUCAGUGCCUCCACGGUUUACUUCUGUCCGUGUUGAAUCAUUGAGGGAAGCUGCUCUCGCUGCUCGCAAUAUGAAUUUGAAACAAAAUGAGGAUGGGAUCAAUCCAAUCACGGGUACAAGUCAGCCCCAGGAGCCACUCUCUGUGACAAACAAUGGGGAACCUUUUCUUGGAUGCACAGAGAAAACUAGGGAAUAUGAUCAUGGGGAACACAGAGGAGAAGCAAAUGGAGAUUUUCAUAAAGAUAAGUCCAGAAUUGCCAGCUCAGUAGUGAGAAAGCUAUUCAAUGAUGAUUUGCCUGCUGAGAAGGAAGGAUGUCCUUAUAACAACAAUGAUGUCGGUGGAGAAGAAAGCUUGACUAAACUGUCUAUUUGUGAUGAUGGGUGCGCAGGACUAAGCUAUGUUGACUCUCAAGAACCUGGAGAGUUAACACAGGCAGCUGCUCUUGAUGUUGUUGAUAGGUUACUUAAAGAAAAUGAUGUUCUAGAAUGUGAUCAAGAAGCUGACUUUGUUAAUAAGGUUCAGGAAAGCUUAAAAAGUCUUCCCAGUUUGAAAGGGCAUCAAAGUUUGGCCAAGAGAGUCUAUGGUAGUGGCAAUGCUGGAAAAACUGGGGUUUAUGACUGGGAUGACAGCCGUGAGGAUGAUGGUGGGGGAGAUAUAUUUCUUAGGAGAAAGGAUGAGUUUUUGGAGGCGAUGCCAAGGCAAAAAUCCUUGCCAGCAGUUCAGAAAAUUAAAGCUAGCAGAGCAGAUGGCAGCUAUAAUAAUGAUGGGGGACAAAGUACCUAUAAUAAAAGAAUGAGGGAAGUUCAAUCUGAUUCUAGACUAGUGUUACAUAGUCUAAAAGUAAGGGAUGGCACUGUAAAAGAAGCAGCAAAAGAACCAAAAAGAAAUCUUGUCAGUGACCUGGAUGAACUGUUUAACAUCAAUUACUCUGGAGCACAGUUGGAACCUAAUGAUACUGCAGCAGAUGCACAGGGAAUGUUAGAUGUAGGUUUAGAUACUCAAAUGGCUGCUGAAGCAAUGGAAGCCUUGGUUAACUAUGAGGGCGGUGAUACUCGUGUUGCUAAUGAAGCUGCUAGAAGCAGUCUAGCAGAUCAACCCAAUAACUCUUGCCCAGGAACAAAGAAGGCAAUUACUUCGAAGAAAUGUUCAGAAAAAAAUGACAGGAUUCAGAAACGUGUUAAAUCAGAUUUACAAAAUUCAAGUUUAUUAAAAGCUCAUAAUGAAGAAGCAGGGGAGCAAUGCAAAAGGAAAAAAUUGACAAAAAGAUUGAAGAGAAGUAUGUUAAAUGUGGAGGACGGCCUAAUAUCUUGUGCUAGUGAAAACAGUGGUAAAUUUCGUUCUCAGCUCGUUGGGCAAAGAAAGUCAGCGAGGGCUUCAAAAAGACACAAGGGUAAUGAAUUACAUGAUUGCAUUGGCAGUAAGGGAGAAAAUGGAGGAAGCUUGGUCAGCAAAAGGCAUUUACAGAGUCAAGUUUUUCAUUUUUCACCAGUUGCUCGUAGAACUAGACGAUCUUUGGUUGCAAAUCAACUGAAGCCUGAUAGACCAUCCAGAAGUCAUACAGAAGAGGAUGGAAGGGUUGACUCCUUAGAGAAAAACAGUAGUAGUGUUGUCUUCCAGGCAUCUAAGAAUUUAGAUCCUAAGGCUAAGCAGAGUUGCUCUGCUCGCUUUGAAGACAAUGGAAAUACCCGUCUGAGUGCUGAUAAUGAUGGCACUAAGAGUGAUGCCUUGGACCAUCCAAGGAGAAGGUCUCUUAGGAAGUUGUCUAGUCAUGAUGAAGGAUCAGAGAGAUUAGUUGGUUCAUCUAAUUCGUCUGUGCAGUCUGAAGAUGUGGGGCUAUCAGCUGCCAGGAAGAGAAAAAUGAAGACAAGCGAUUCACCAAGAGAGAGCUUUAAGUUAUCUGAUUUGACUUCCGCAACACCAGAUAAAUGUAGAACUCCAGUAAAUGAUGCAUCCCCUGUAUGUAUGGGUGAUAAUUAUUACAAAAAGUCAUGCAAUAGGGAACUCCGUAGAGAACUCUGCAGCUUAAGUGCUAGUGGACUUGAAUUUACACCGUCUAAAGAUUCACGGAAGAGAAGGGAUAUGACUGGUAUUCGAAUUCUUUAUAGUCAACACGUGGAUGAAGAUAUAAUUAAGCAUCAAAAGAAGAUUUUAUCACGACUUGGCGUUUCUGUGGUAACUUCCAUUCUAGAUGCGACUCACUUCAUUGCUAAUAAAUUUGUGCGUACAAGGAAUAUGCUAGAGGCUAUUGCUUCUGGCAAACCAGUUGUUACCCAUUUAUGGAUUGAGAGCUGUGGACAAACUAAUUGUUUAAUUGAUGAGAAAAAUUACAUAUUGAGGGAUGCCAAAAAGGAAAAGGAGUUUGGCUUCAGUAUGUCAGUGUCAUUGGCACGUGCAAUUCGGCAUCCACUUUUAGAGGGUCGCAAAGUAUUGAUCACCCCCAAUACUAAACCUAGCAAAGAGAUUGUUUCACAUUUAGUCAAGGCGGUUCAGGGCCAGGCUGUAGAGAGAAUUGGCAGAUCUUCGUUGAAGGACGAUAAGAUUCAAGAUGAUCUGCUGAUCCUGUCUUGUGAAGAUGAUUAUGCCCUGUGUGUGCCUUUUCUUGAAAAAGGGACAGCGGUAUACAGUUCAGAGCUAUUAUUAAAUGGCAUAGUUACUCAGAAGCUGGAGUAUGAAAGGCAUCGUCUCUUUGCAGACAAUGUGAAGAAAACCCGUUCCACCAUAUGGUUAAAAGAUGGCGGAACAUACCGUGCUGUGAAUAAAUGUAAAUAAACUAGUCUGUUUCCAAUUUUUCUCAAUUUUACUUUGUGAUCUGUUGAAGUUUUUAGGUCAAUUUGUAUUAUAUCUCUUCUAAUAGAUAGCUGUGCCGGCUAUUUGUGUUCUACACGUAUGUUUUAGCUGUACAGAAAAAUGCAUCCCCCUUCAGCCACUCUA
Molecule: messenger RNA, 3673 nt
Organism: Neltuma alba
Lineage: Eukaryota; Viridiplantae; Streptophyta; Magnoliopsida; Fabales; Fabaceae
Exons: 8
Coding region: 158-3511 (1117 amino acids)
Source: RefSeq, a predicted model, not a curated record